AUCAAAAAUUCGGCAAUCGAUAAACCGGAACCUUCAGUUUUCCGGCAUGGAUUUCGGAGCGCAUUUACAAAUUUCUUGCCUUGGCGCACCAUUGUUUUCUGGACGCGCCGUUUAUGUUCUGAUAGCGCUGUACUCCAGAAUCAGCUGUUGGGUCUUGCUUGCACCUGCUAACAAGCAUUCAUGCUCAUUCCUUCUGAUUUUAUCAUUUAAUUGCUGCUGUAUAGCCCCAUCGUGGAUUCAGCAAAGAAAAGCGGUGGCGUAAAACGUAAACAUCGUGCGUUGUCGAUCGCAGAGAAAGUGGAAGUGCUUAAAAAACUUGAUAGCGGCGUGUCUGUGCGAACCAUUUGUGAAACAUACAGCAUCGGCUCUUCAACAGUGUAUGAUAUUAAAAAACAGAAAGAAAAACUGUUAAAGUUCUUUUCUGACGUGGAUCAAAAAGGAAAAUGUUUGUAAGGAAGUCAAUGUCGGAGGGAAAAAGUGAGGAACUAGACCAAGUUCUCAUAACCUGUUUUAAACUUCGUGUAAGUGAAGGUGUGGAAAUUUCUGGUGAUUUAUUAUAGGAACAAGCCAAAGUGUUUCAUGAAGAGCUGGGAUUGCAACACAAGUGUGACUAUACAGAAGGUUGGCUGCAACGUUUCAAGUCGCGACGUGGCUUACAUUUUCGUGCAGUAUGUGGUGAAAAACGUUCAGCAGACAAGGAUGCAGCUAGUGCCUAUGUGGAUGAAUUUGCAAAGUUAGUUAGUGAUGAACAUUUAAGUCCUGAACAAGUGUACAAUGCUGACGAGACUGCCUUAUUUUGGAGAUGUACGCCAAAAAGAACUCUGACAACUGAGGAUGCAGAAUCGCCAACGGGGUUUAAAGCUUCGAAUGAUCGCGUCACGGUAAUGUGCUGCUCUAAUGCUGCGGGUACCCAUAGAUGUAAGUUGCUUGUUAUCGGAAAAAGUUUACAUCCGAGGGUCUUUAAGGGUAUGACACGGUUUCCUGUCCAUUACCGUGCCAACAAGAAGGGGUGGGUUACCACUGAUAUUACAUUGGAUUGGUUUCAUAAAUGUUUUGUUCCUGAGGCCAGGGCUCACUGUAACUCAGUUGGACUAGACCCUAAAUGCAUGAUACUUCUUAUUUUAGACAAUUGUUCGGCACAUCCAAAAGCCGAUCUUCUAGUGAAAGAUAAUGUUUUUGUUGCCUACCUCCCACCCAACUGCACAUCACUAAUUCAACCACAGGACAAUGGUAUCAUACUUUCUAUGAAGUGUAAGUAUCGAUCCCUGUUAAUGAGGCGCCUAGUGAGUUCAGUUAAUUCAGGUACCCCAGCACAGAAAUUCAUAAAAGAGUUCAACAUUAAGGAUGCAGUGUACUGUGUUGCUAAUGCUUGGACGUCUAUUAAAACAUCAACACUGAAAAAUGGAUGGCAUAAAUUGUGGCCAAGUUUAAUGUUUACUUCUCAUUCUAACGAAGACACAGAAAAUGAUUUUGCAGGGUUUAGGGUUUCCAAAGAAAAGCACCUUAUACAUGAACUUCUUGCUUAUGUUAAAGAUGUAACUAAUCCUGAUGCCAAGGAGCUUUCAUCAAGGAUAAAUGAAGAUGUUUUAACAGAAUGGUUGGAUGUUGAUGAUAAUGUGCCUACGGUUCAUCAUUACACUGAUUCUGAAAUUGUAGAUAUGGUUAAAAGUCCGGAGAGAAAUGCCUGUACAGGUAGUGAUGAAGAUGAAAGCAGUGAAGAAAAUGAGGAAGAUGUGAGAGACAGAAUCUCUAUUGACACGUUAAUUGCGUUGACAACUGAACUGCUGGCUGGACUAGAGCAACGAAGUUUUGUAAGUGAACAAGAAAUCAUGAAUGUUUUCUUGCUCCAAGAUAAACUUAUUAGAGAAAGACCCAAGUAUAUGAAACAACAGACAUUGCCCGAUAUAUUCAAGAAAAUAGCUAGGAAGCAGGAAGAAGCAACAGCGGUGUCCACACUUGAUAAUCUACUGCCAUCAACUUCAAGACAAGUUGAAGCUGUUCCUGUUGCUGAGGAUGUUGUCACUGUCAGUGAUAAAGAUGAUAAUCCUGACAGCCCAUCUGCUGUUUAGCCUGAUAAACAUUAAAAUUUCAUUUGAUUUUCAUUUAGUGUUUAAUUUUCUAUUUUUUUAAAGGACUGUACAGGUAGUAAUUUUCUGUUAAAUAUACUGUAUACA
Messenger RNA from Homarus americanus (American lobster), 2174 nucleotides. RefSeq names its product jerky protein homolog-like. Gene Ontology annotation, cellular component: nucleus. The transcript has 2 exons. NCBI's taxonomy places the organism in Eukaryota, Metazoa, Arthropoda, Malacostraca, Decapoda, Nephropidae. The record is from RefSeq and is a predicted model, not a curated record. Bases 885 to 2069 code for a protein of 394 amino acids. Gene Ontology annotation, molecular function: DNA binding.